UCGAGGUCCUGACGAGGGAACAUUGACCGAGGAAGAGGGAUAUGAUAAUAAGUUAUGAUGGAGUUAUUGCGCUGAAUACUCUCUUUGGAUACCGACUGUGGCAACAAGACCGCCGAGCUGAACCAGGCCACGCGCUAAACUUCAUUUAGGAACUAACGGGAUUUGUUUUUACUGCGUGACUCUCUGGAAAAUAAAGUCAAGCAGGUUUGGAUAGCUCUUCCUGUUACAAAGUCGUCGGUUCCUAAGUUUUUAUGUUUCGAUAAAGCCCCGCUCAUGGUGUGCUUCUGAUAACACCGUCAGUAUGGAUACUCUCGCUCAACGGGAUGCAGGAUUUCCUGCGGGAGCACCGCAAAGUUGCGGUCACACGCGGUUAUUGGAGAUUUAGGUUUACUAAUGCGUACUGGUUAGCCCUGAAACUUGUCGUAAAACACUGGUUGGCUGGACUGAAUGCUCCUUUCCUGCUAUUCUUCUCCGCUUCGCAGCGCUUCCUGCUUGUGGUGGCCACUGCACUUAAUGGCUAAAAAUACUUAAAAACUCAAAAUGGACAGCAACAUGCAGUGAUAACCGUAAUUCGGAAUACUUUUAAGUAUUUUACCACAAGCUUUGGAUACUUUUAUAUUUGUCUUUAAACUUUCAGUUUUCUAAAUCAGAACUCAACAGGUGGCAAUUUUGAAUGAGAGAAGAGCUCAUUUACCCAUCAUGAGGUGACUCAAUAGCCUCUUAAAUACAUGAUUAUGAAUAAUGAAAUGAUUAUGUUCUCAAACCAUGUUGGGAAACCACACAUCACUUGAACAGAAAGAGAUUCAGUUCAGACAGUGCUGCCUUUCUGGGCUUUGAAACACUUAUCAUUAUCAAACAAAAGCAAUCUCAACUGAUUCUGUAUUUUCAAGUGGAGAGCUUUGCAUGUAAUGUCAAGACGAAUGAAAGACACUUAUCAUUCAGUUAUCUUUGAAUCCUUUCCUGCAGCCCACUUGUUGGUCAAACUUUUGAACACAUUUCACUGGUCCCUGAUGAACCUACAAGAAAGACAGGAAAGGGAGCGAGGCGCAAUAAAGUACUCCUUUGUACUUUAUUUUCAAACCCUUAGGGUGCAAAAUCAGAUCCAGUCUAAACAUCUGCUUGAGGCUCCAUGGAGCCACUGAAGAACAUAUUCAGUCGUGGUGCACUGUCCAACUGGAAGAAUUUGGAUCAAUCUCAAAAAGGGAACUUCACCAACCCUGUGUGGACAGCCUUAUUCGACUAUGAGGCGUCCUGUAAAGACGAGCUCACCUUGCGUAAAGGUGACCUGGUGGAAGUCCUGUCUCUGGACUCUGAGAUAUCAGGCGAUGAGGGCUGGUGGGCAGGUAAGGUCAACAACAAGGUGGGCAUCUUCCCAUCCAACUACGGCUCCUUCAAGCCAAAUGGAUAUGGGAAGCUUCCGGGCAGUGCUGUGGUCGGCGAGCUUGGCCCGGCCGUGGUUAGCGAGUUCGAACCCGACGUGCUGGAUUUCCGGGAUCUGAGCCUGGAGGAGGUCAUCGGGGUCGGGGGCUUUGGAAAGGUGUAUCGCGGUACAUGGAGAGGCUUGCUGGUGGCCGUGAAGGCAGCCCGGCAAGACCCCGAUGAGGAUAUCAGUGUGACUGCGCAGAACGUCAGGCAGGAGGCGCGUUUGUUCGCCAUGCUCACUCACCCGAACAUCAUUGCCCUGAAAGGCGUCUGCCUGCAGGAACCCAACCUGUGCCUCAUCAUGGAGUACGCCUCAGGUGGGCCGUUGAGCCGGGCGCUGGCGGGUCGUCGCAUUCCACCGCACGUCCUGGUCAACUGGGCCGUGCAGAUAGCCAGAGGCAUGUUGUACCUGCACAGUGAGGCCAUCGUCCCCGUCAUCCAUCGAGAUCUCAAGUCCAACAACAUCCUUCUUGCUCAGCCCAUAGAGAAUGAAUGUAUGGAGGGUUUGACGUUGAAGAUCACAGACUUCGGCCUGGCGAGAGAGUGGCACAAGACCACCAAGAUGAGCACCGCCGGCACCUACGCCUGGAUGGCCCCUGAGGUCAUCAAGUCCUCCACCUUCUCCAAGGGCAGCGACGUUUGGAGCUAUGGUGUUCUGCUGUGGGAGCUGCUAACAGGAGAGGCCCCCUACAAAGGGAUUGAUGGACUCGCCGUCGCCUACGGAGUUGCUGUCAACAAGCUCACCCUGCCCAUCCCUUCCACGUGCCCCGAACCCUUCGCUCAGCUCAUGUCAGAGUGCUGGGACCAGGACCCCCACCGCAGACCCAAUUUUAGCUCCAUCUUGGCCCAGCUUCUGGCCCUGGAACAGCAGGUGAAGGAAGAGAUGCCGCAGGAAUCCUUCCACUCCCUGCAGGAGGAUUGGAAACUGGAAAUCCAGGACAUGUUCAAUGAACUCCGAGCUAAAGAAAAGGAGCUGCGGUGCCGCGAGGAAGAGCUGAAGACAGCGGCUCUGGAGCAGAAGUCCCAUGAAGAGUUCCUGCGGCAGCGCGAGCAGCAGCUGGCCCAGUGGGAGCAGGACGUGUUUGAGCGCGAGCUCAGCCUCCUCAUCCUCCACCUGAACCAGAACCAGAACCAGGAGAAACCCAACGUCAAGAAGAGGAAGGGCACCUUCAAGAAGCACAAGCUCAAGUGCAAGAAUGGCGAGAAGAUCAGCAUGCCUCAAGAUUUCAUCCAUAAGAUUACAGUGCAGGCUUCCCCAGGCCUGGAAAAGAGGCGGAACUCUCCUGAUUUGGGUUCGGGCUCCUCACCUUCCUUUGGCCCACGUUUACGUGCAAUCCAACUCAGUCCCAGUGACAACAACAGGUCAUUUGGUCUGAGCCCAGUCUGGCCCCUCGAGGCCACUUCUCAUAAACAAGCCAAUGGAGACCUGAGGUUGGGCCCCCACUGGAGGCCCCAGAGUCCGAAAAGUCCGAAAAGCCCCAAGGUCCUGCGCCUUAGUCCCCAGGAAAGCAGUCUGUCUAUGAGGGCCAAGCUCCUGGAGUCGGACAGCAAUGAGACGGGUGAAUCCAAGGAUGACUUUGAGGAGUACAGACCCUCCGCGCCAACACCUCCGCCUACUCAGAACGGCUCAGUGAAGGACAGCCUGCGGCUUCCUCUACCUCAGCGAGACAAUGAGGGGGGUUCCUCCCCGGCUGGCUCCCCCAGGCCGGAGAGGGUUUCCCUCGGUGGCCCCAUGAAGAGCACCCACCGGGCCAUGCUGGGUGGUGGUUCCCUCCUGGCCUCUAUAGGACUAGGUCGCUGCCUGGAUAUUCCCCCAAGGGUGCCGCCUCGAACUAACCUCCCUUCCCUCGAGAACCGCACCCCCUCCGAACCAGAGAUCUCCCUGCCUAUGCCCCUCAUUUCAGACCCCCCAGUGGUGAACGAUCUCAUUACCUUCUCCACCUCUGAGCUGCUCCCAAGACCGCUCUUGGAUUUAGCAUUGCAGUACCAAGAACUGAAGCCUUUGCCUUUGACGCCGCCUCCACCAAACCCCCGUGAGAGGAGCGGCCGGCGUACACCGCAGAUGCCGCGCAGUCCGCAGACCCCUAGGACCCCCCUGCAGCAUGGCAAGGCCAGUCCAGGGGAAUGGACCCCAAUUUCCCAUUCAACUAAUGGGGAGCUUGGCUGUGAGUCCUGUGAGCACAAAGCUGACAGGAGGAGGAGGUCCAGCCAAGGUCUGCACGCCUCUCAGCUAGUUUUGGACCUGCCCUUGUGCCAAGACACACAGGACUCAGAUGAUAAGCCUUCAGUGCCCUCUUCUCUCCAUCCUAACCCUGCCCUCUGGAGCCCAAAAACCCCUCGACUGGAUGUCAGCGUCAUCCCCCGGCCCCGCCCGUCCCCCAUUCGCCCCCGCAUCGACCCCUGGAGCUUCAUCUCAGCCGGUGGAGGGAACAUAGGAGGUGGCCGCACCCCGCACCGCUUGGACAGCAACCCUCUGGGCUACCAACCCUCCCCGACCAACCCUUUCACCAACUGUGACCCCUUCCCCACACCUGACUGCGACCCAUUCGCCCUCAAGGCUGACCCCUCGAGCGGCUCGGACACGGCCUCCCCAUUCGACCCCUUCUUGACUCCCUUUCCCACCUCCCGUUCUGCCCCAUGCUCCACUAAUGGCUCACCCACACUGCCUUCAUUCCGUAUAGUGCCACUCAACCCGGCCGAUUCGCCCCUCAUCGACCUGGGCUGGGCAGCUUGCAGCAAGCCCCUGGAUGGCACCAAAGAGAGAGCCCACCCCCGCAAGACACUGGGUCUCAAGCCCUUCAAGUCCCCAACGCAACUCAGAGACGAUAGGUUCUAAACAUGUGCCUCUGGCAAGGUCAGGGUUUUAACACAGGAACACAGACCAGGACCCUACUAUGUCCUACAUCUUAACAAAGAUUUGGAAUCUUGGAAUCAAAAAAUAUGCCCAUCCAUCACUCAACCCACUGAGGGAGGUUUACCCCAUGAGAGGCCCAAUCAACGCAGGUCCUAUUUAUACGCCAGCCUGCUGCUUCGGAAACCUGAAAGCCAGUGAAAGGUGGUACAUUGUAUUGUGGCAUAGCUGCCUUUGAACCAAUAGCUGGUUCCCAUUUCAUUCUCCCUCUCUAUCUCGAUUUCUCUAUCCCUUUGAAGAAGCAGAACACAGAUCACUAGUCCCAUCUUUAGAUUCUAUCAGACUGCUCAUAUCACCUGCUUUCAUCUCCAGCCUACCUUUGAAGCAUUGUGACAAUGCAGAGGUGGAUAAGGCGACUUGCACAGCUUCAUCUGCGUCUACCUCUCUGCAGACCGAAAACAUUCAGGACAAUGGAAAAUUGGAGUGCCUUAUUUCGUGAAGUGUUCUUAGUAUAUAUCUUUUCAAGAUUUCUUGAAUGGUUAAUCUGGUGCAUAGGAAAGAUGCUAUGAAUUUGACUUAAAUUUGCAAAUCAGCUUUGAUUGCUGUGGAAGAAAAUGUCAUCUGCGUGCGUGUGUGCAUGUAUGUCUAGACUCAUUGUUCAAGGAAAGCUUAGGUUUUUUGUUUUUUUAAACGGCAUCUGCCUGUUGCAUUAUGGGAGAAAGCACAGUGGAUAUUCCAGGCCACUCAUGAAAUCCAAGACAAAUCCAAUGACCCAGACAUUCCACUUGGAAGCAGAUAAAAUUCCAGUCACGUUCCCCUUGAGAUGCCAGGGAUUGGACAGAUUCAUUCGGCUGGCAGGCAACACAACACAGCACAGGAAACAAGACGGGGGAGCCCUCUGCAUUCCCUUCAUAUGCCAAAGAAUGCCACUGUGACUGUAAGGCCUGGCACAAAGAGUGUUUGCAAAUGCAUUGUUUUUACCUCCAUGGAGUGCCAGACGGGUGGGUUCUGCCACACUGGACAAUACACAGAAAGUUGAGACAAUCGCAGACAGUUUUUAAAUAUGACUUUAAUAUA
Molecule: messenger RNA, 5350 nt
Organism: Cottoperca gobio
Lineage: Eukaryota; Metazoa; Chordata; Actinopteri; Perciformes; Bovichtidae
Product: mitogen-activated protein kinase kinase kinase 11
Exons: 10
Coding region: 1130-4258 (1042 amino acids)
Biological process (GO): positive regulation of apoptotic process; protein phosphorylation; microtubule-based process
Cellular component (GO): centrosome
Molecular function (GO): JUN kinase kinase kinase activity; ATP binding; protein binding
Source: RefSeq, a predicted model, not a curated record